This is a messenger RNA of Thlaspi arvense, 846 nucleotides long. NCBI's taxonomy places the organism in Eukaryota, Viridiplantae, Streptophyta, Magnoliopsida, Brassicales, Brassicaceae. The record is from the annotation of a GenBank genome assembly.
AUGGAAGGGCACUGUUUGGUGAUUUCUGGUGAUUGGAGAUGCUCUGAUAGCCGAAAGUGGGAGUUUGUGAUAGACACGAAGUAUAUGUCGAGGGUUGUUGCGUUCAGAGAGGGGAUGGGUCUCAAUGAGUUGAAAGAGAAUGUGCUGACAGAGUUUUUUGGUAACAUGGGAUUUGGGAGGAGCUUGUCUCUGAGUUACUGGCCACCGAACAGCUCUGAGUUGGCAAUAGGGAUAACGACGUCUCCAGUGAUGGUUAACAACACAGGCGCCAUAGUGUAUUUCUGCAAACACUUCCGCAUAAAAGAAGGUCUGAAUUUGUUUGUUAGCUUCGGUAUGGAUGGUGAGGCGGGUAGUGGAACUAAGACUGUAGAUAAGGGAGAAGGGUAUACUCCUCCCGCGGCGAGGGGGAAACGCAAAUGUGUAUUCAAGGAGUCCCGAACCCCUUUGAGAGAUGUGCCAAUUUCCUCUAUUUACGGUGGAUACGGGUCCUCCGCUGGGUCUAAGUCCUGCCCAUUGGAGGUGGAUGAUGAAGAGAUUUUGAGUCACGUGGAGAUGACUGAAGAACGCUUUAGGAGGGAGAGAUCUGCGACCGAAGACGGGGACCGUACAACUGAAGUCUUUGAAUAUGAGUCCAACGAUAAGGAGCAGAGGAUGGAUGAUGACGUCAACGUCCUCCCGAUGGUGUACGACAAUGAAUUCUGGGAGCCUUUAAUCGACGAUGGGGAUGGAGGUUCUAAUGCGGUUGAGUUCAUAUGUCCUCUUGUGGAAGAGGUAAACGCCGUAGGACCGGAUCGUCGGAGGUUAUAUUCUGCCAGACUAAUAGCGCAUUCGACCACAGUGUGUUGA